Messenger RNA from Caenorhabditis briggsae, 504 nucleotides. The transcript has 4 exons. The coding region runs from base 1 to 504 and encodes 167 amino acids. The record is from RefSeq and is a predicted model, not a curated record. NCBI's taxonomy places the organism in Eukaryota, Metazoa, Nematoda, Chromadorea, Rhabditida, Rhabditidae.
AUGCCUAUAACCGAUCGAGAAAUCUCUCCAGAAAGCAAUCGCUACCCGUUUUGCAUCGUUUGGACACCAAUUCCAUGUAUAACCUGGUUCUUCCCGUUCAUCGGCCAUAUGGGAAUCGCGAAUAGUCGUGGUGUGAUCCGCGACUUUGCUGGCAGUUACUACGUAGCGGAGGAUGACAUGGGAUUCGGUUGGCCGACUCGCUACUGGCAACUGGCUCCCGAGCACACCGAGGUUGGCAUCGAAGGAUUUGAUCGGGCGGUUCAGGAAGCUUCCGAGGAGUAUAAGACAAGAAUGCACAACCUGAUCUGCGACAAUUGUCAUAGCCACGUGGCAUUGGCCCUUAACAAAAUGAGAUAUCAGGAUCGUGAGGACUGGAAUAUGGUCAAUCUGUGUUGGUAUGCGCUCGUCAAGGGAAGCUUCGUCCGUACCACCGAUAUCUUUGCUCAAUUCCUUCCAUUCUGUAUUAUCAUCAUUCUUUUGAUUGCUGUCGCUUUGUUUGUGUGA